Messenger RNA from Bursaphelenchus xylophilus (pine wood nematode), 6982 nucleotides. The record is from the annotation of a GenBank genome assembly. Lineage: Eukaryota; Metazoa; Nematoda; Chromadorea; Rhabditida; Aphelenchoididae.
AUGAACAGAGAUUUAUACCAAACGCUUAGUUUUGGUACAGCUAAAAGUAGGAAAAGAAAGCAGUUGGUAUCUGAGGACUUGGUUGGCCCGCUUUCUGCAAUUGCUUAUAAGGAAUGCGAUAAACCUGUUUCCAAGAAGAAGAAGAAGAAUAUUUUUGAGGACGAGUUGACCGCUACUGAGCUCUUUCUGAAAACGAGGAGGGUUGAUGAUGCACGGGAAAUUACUGUGACUGCGAAGUACGAUGGAGUAUGGUCGAUUUUGUUUAACUCGUAUAUUCAAUUUUUAGGCCCAAAAGAUCCGAAAGGCGAACAAAAUUUUUGUAUGGGGAGAAGAUAUACCUCACCCAAUGAUAGAUUUUAACGAGUUGCGCCUACCAAAGGAAAUUAUGGAGAACUUAAAGGCUUUUAAUAUUAAUGUUCCAACCCCAGCCCAAAUGCAGGUGAUUCCUUUGCUUUUUGAGAAACGAGAUUUGCUUGUCAGCGCCCCAACCGGAUCCGGAAAGACGAUGGCCUUUCUGUUACCUAUUGCCAAGCAAGCCUUGGAUGUUGGAGUAAAGAAAGACGAAUUGUUUUCCAUUUUUGUUGCUCCCACUGCAGUGUUGGCGGAACAGGUAAGUUUUUCUAAACUUGGUUAACACCGUACUUCAGAUUUUUGAAAAUGUAACGCAGCUUAUAAAGGGCCUUCCCUUGAAGGCUGUUCUCGUCACUUCAGAAAAAAAACCUGGCUUGGGUAAGACGUUAGUUUCAGAAAGAGCUGAAACAUAUUGAUUCAGGUAAUUUUGUUGUUUGCACCCCAAGCAAGUUUAUUAACUGUGUUAAACAUGGACUAAUCAAAAAGGAUGCUCUCGAGAAUACUGAAUGGCUUGUGGUUGACGAAGCGGAUCGACUUUUUGACACGACCGAGGGGAAGAGGAAUUUCAGAAUUCAGGUAGCUAAUCUUAGUAUUUAUUCUAAUAGUAGAAGUUUGCAGUUGGGUGAAAUUUUUAAAAUGACCGAUUCUCCGCAGACAAGACGUGCCUUCUUCAGUGCGACUUUCUCGGCUGUGGUCGAACGAUGGUGUAAAGAUAACUUAAUGGAUGUCGCCACAGUUUGUGUCGGCCCUAGGUAUGUAUUGUUACAUGGCCUUUGCUGAAUUUUUCAGAAACACUUCCAAUUCCGAUGUUGUCCAGGAGCUGAAGUUCUCGGGCGAUGAGCAUGGAAAGAUGUUUUUGGUGGAGGAUAUUCUUCGCGAAGGCUUUGAUCCACCGGCCCUGAUCUUUGUCCAGAGUAAAGAAAGAGCUGGGGAACUAUUUGUUCAACUCCAGAAAGGUUUUCCACAUAUUCCGAUGAGAUUGAUGUCAAGUGAAUUGACAACAGAGGCCGUAAGUAUACUCCGCGCAUAAAGUUUUGACCCCAAAUACUGACAACUUACAGGGGAAGUACUCCAAGUGCGACGCUCAGAUUUUGAUGAAACUUGGCACAAUAUUUAGAAUAAUUUUUUCUAAGAUAUAUGCGAGAAUCUCAGCUCACGCUUUGCAGAAACAAUCGAGAUUUUUAGGUCGAAAGUCGGCGAAAAUUUAGGACUUUUUGCCGAAUUUCGGCACGAAAAGUUUCAUGCCCAUUUCUACCGUAAAGAAUAAUGUUUCUGCAAAAAAUCAAAUUUUUCCGCACGAAACUGCCAAAGUUAUGGACAAAAGGCCUUUUUCUCUCUGACCGCUCUCCACGUUUAGCGUGCUCUCUCCGCGGCAAAAAUCGUUCGAUAUCUCGGCGGCGCCCGCAAAGCGCGAGCUAAAACUUUCAGGAAUUGAUUUUUAAUCCAUACCGGACGUGUGUGAAAAAUUUAAAGAAAAUCUGAGCGUCGCAGUUGGAGUACUUCCUCUGUUAGUAACAAAAAAUAGCAUAGCAAAACAUACGAAAUCCAGGGGCAAUUUUCAAAAAUCGCCUUAAAAAAUCAGGAAAAUUUUUCGAAAGCCAUCGAAAGAGAUUCCGAGUAGAAAGAGACCGCCAACGUGGAAAUAGUGGGUAACCAAUUACGAGGAUUUCGAAUGACAUCCAUUUUUUCUGAAGUGGUUUCGAAGGUGUUGAUUUCGAAAAUAUAAGAGUGAAGAAAUAAGAUCGCACCGGUCGUUCCGAAGCGAAACGUUAAAAACGCUUUCCUCACUUUUUUUUUUUUAAAAUAGAAUGGAAAAAAUGAGGCCGACAUGAGAAAAAAAGCUCGGGAAAGCAAAUUUAGCGUCUUUUUCAAAAUCUGAAAACCGGUCUUAUUUCUUCAUUUUUAUAUGUUACUUUUUUCUGAUUUUUAGUUUUUUUUCUUAAGUAGUACUGGUAAAUUAAGAAUAGUUUUUUUUUUGUUUUCCAAAAGGCUACGUGACUGAUCAGUGUUUCCGCACAGAGAAUUAUCAGAUGUAUGGAUUUGCUUCUCAUCCAGACUGAUUGGAUUAUUAACGCCCUUUAGGGACAGCAUAUUACGAAAUAUAAUUUAAAUAUGUAAAUAGUAGCAAGUGUUAAAAAAUGCGUUUUUUGAGAGUACUAGGCACCACCAUUAACGCCUAAAGUCCAAAUUUUCACCUUGUAUUAGGUCGUGACCAGAGAUUGCCAACGCCAAAUUUGCAGCUCCGGCUCCCGGCUCCGUGCAAACUUUAAAAAAAUGUCUUCGGCUCCGAAUCCCGGCUCCUAUGCAAAAAUUUUUUUUAAAAUAUUUUUUCGAAAAUAAAAUUUAUUAGUGCCGUCUGGUCAAACAGCCAACGUUUUUGCAGCCAAGCUAAAAAAAAGGACUCUCGCACACUAGUCAUCAAGUUUGGCCAUUUUGAGAAUCUUUUACAACCGCCUUGACCCUACUUACGACCUAGGUUGUAGGCUUGGUCAAUCGAGCGGAUAGGGUGACCUAUCCGCUCGGAACUAUCCAGGUUGCCCUACUGAAACUCCGACGAGACCAGCACCUUCGAAAACUCCAAAAUAAAUAUUUCAAAAAAUUUUUUUUUUAACACUACUGUUUAAAAGACGAUUUUUGGCUCGCUGCGUCAGCCCGGGACAUUCAAAAAAAAUUUUUUUGAGUUUUUUGGCCUAAAAUGUUGGUAUGGGUCACUAAAACACAUUCCCAAAAUUUUUUUGCCCAGUGAUGCCCGGAAGGUAGAAAUUUGCAUAUGGUUAUAACCGUUCUUCUGAGCUCUGCUGUUGCCGUCGCAAUAAAGACGACUUGACGAAACCGACACCAUAUAGGUUUUGGUGGAUGGCGAAUUCAAAAAUCGCAAUUUCAAGUUAGUAGGAUUACUGUAACAUAAAGUUUUUGACCUUCGGUCGAUAAAAAUCGACCGUAUCUCCUUCAAAUCAAAAAUCCCACAAGAUUUUAUUGCAGAUUUGGAAUCAGCAUAAAAUUCUGGUCUAGGAACAUGUAAUUUGCAUCCUUGAUUCCGUGGCAGAUAAAUCAUGGCGCAGUGGGUUUUGACGAAAACUAGUAAUCUGACGACCCUGGUUCGAUCCCCGCUGGAGACAAAUAUUGUAAAAAAUGUGGAAAUGACAUUUAAUGUAAUUAUGAGGGUUAUAUAAGCAACGCUAAGUAUUUUUAGACAUCAAUGGAACAUGGAUUUGAGGUUAGAACAGGGUUUACAUUAUUUUAGUCUCGGAAUCCGUGAAAAAUAAAACUGCUUCAAACGGGCUGAAAUUGAUAACACCUAUUCUAGGCCUAAUUCUUAGAAACUUUUACGUUAACUUUUUUUUGUUAGAUUACUGUAUCGUGGAUUACGGUAACAUAAAACCCAAUUUUGUUUUUUCAUACCAUAAGGCGCAGAGCCAUCGGAAUAUCACGAAGAUUGUAGGAAUGGUUAAGAACGAGUGGGUUUGCGCAUUAACCCUUUCCGGACGAGUCGGCACGUACUGGUAAAAAUGAAAGAGGGUACCCUACUGAGUAACGGCAUAAUAGUGGUUCAGCCCAUCGAAGCGUUAUUUGGGACUUAUGACAAAAAAUGUCCUAAAAAGUACCCCCACUUGACAUAUGACUUUUAAAAUUUUUGCGACAAGCUGUAAAUUAGAAACUACCCCUAAAUUAAAGUCGACGAGUCCUAGUAUUGUUACAUCCAAGAACCGUCCAAAUCGGAGCUCUAUAGGAUUUGUUAUCGAUUUUUGGAAAUUGAAUUUUUAAUUUCGGUCAAUUUUGGACCUAAAAUCAAGUAUAUCUUCCGCCGGUAUCAACCAUUUCGGUCCAAAUGUGGUUUUUCCGAAUCUAUUAUGAUGCUAGCUUCUUCCUAGAAUGAUUUCAGAAAAAACCUAUGAGGCAUAUUUCUGUAAAACGCGAAAAUGUUGAAAGUGUAAAGGUUUGAUCGUAUAAAAUGUCGCCGCGAAGGGACGGGCGCACGGCAACCCGAAGUGUUUCCUGGCUCCUUUCGACAUUUCGCCCAUUUUGUAUCGGUUAAAAUCAAACGAAAUGUCACAAAAGAAUUUUUCGUGGGUUUUCCGACCGAAAAAUAUUUUUCUCGGAAUUAUUUUAUUUCUUUUUUCAAUUUUGACACUUCGUUUGGACGAAACUCAAAAGUGGGCGGGAAACAUUUUUCUUCUAUUUCGGGUUGCCGUGCGGGCGCAGCUCGAAACGAAAAAAUAACAAUUUUUUCUUCGAGAAAUAUUAUUUUAGUGUCAAAAAGCUGAUUUCAACACAAAAUACCGGCAGAAAUAGCACGCAAACAUUACCUAAAUGUCAUUUUUAUAUUUUUACUCUGUUUUCAGGCAAUUUCAAUCGAGUUUAAUUUGGUUUCACGCUAAAAUCAAACUUCUCAAAAAAUUUUAAAAUAUUUUCUAGUUUCGAGCUGCGCCCAUCCCUUCUCGGCUCGCGGCGACAUUUUAUACGAUCAAACCUUUACACUUUCAACAUUUCCGCGUUUUACAGAAUUAUGCCUCAUAGGGUUUUUCUGGAAAUAUUCUAGUAAGAAGCUAGCAUCACAAUAGAUUCGGAAAAACCACAUUUGGACCGAAAUGGUUGAUACCGGCGGAAGAUACACCUGAUUUUAGGUCCAAAAUUGACCAAAAUUAAAAAUUCAAUUUCCAAAAAUCGAUAACAAAUCCUAUAGUGCUCCGAUUUGGACGGUUCUUGGAUGUAACAAUACUAGGACUCGUCGACUUUAAUUUAGGGGUAGUUUCUAAUUUACAGCUUGUCGCAAAAAUUUUAAAAGUCAUAUGUCAAGUGGGGGUACUUUUUAGGACAUUUUUUGUCAUAAGUCCCAAAUAACGCUUCGAUGGGCUGAACCACUAUUAUGCCGUUACUCAGUAGGGUACCCUCUUUCAUUUUUACCAGUACGUGCCGACUCGUCCGGAAAGGGUUAAUAGUUCGUUUAUGGCCGUAUGUUUUGAAAUACCUGAAUUAUCUAACACAAUAUCACCAAUGGAUGAUGAGAUUAAUUCAGACUGAAAAUGAGUUCGAAUUGCAUUUUAAAUAUGAGGCAUGCCGGCUUUCUGCCGUUUGAAUAAUAUAGCCAAAAAAAAUUUAAUUUUAUGCGGAAAUUUUGAAGAAAUCGCCUUUAAGGAGGCCGAGCUUUUUGUUACCGUAAUCCACGAUACAGUAAUCCAACAAAAAAAAGUUAACGUAAAAGUUUCUUAGAAUUAGGCCUAGAAUAGGUGUUAUCAAUUUCAGCCCGUUUGAAGCAGUUUUAUUUUUCACGGAUUCCGAGACUAAAAUAAUAUAAACCCUGUUCUAACCUCAAAUCCAUGUUCCAUUGAUGUCUAAAAAUACUUAGCGUUGCUUAUAUAACCCUCAUAAUUCCAUUAAAUGUCAUUUCCACAUUUUUUACAAUAUUUGUCUCCAGCGGGUAUCGAACCAGGGUCGUCAGAUUACUAGUUUUCGUCAAAACCCACUGCGCCAUGAUUUAUCUGCCACGGAAUCAAGGAUGCAAAUUACAUGUUCCUAGACCAGAAUUUUACGCUGAUUCCAAAUCUGCAAUAAAAUCUUGUGGGAUUUUUGAUUUGAAGGAGAUACGGUCGAUUUUUAUCGACCGAAGGUCAAAAACGUUAUGUUACAGUAAUCCUACUAACUUGAAAUUGCGAUUUUUGAAUUCGCCAUCCACCAAAACCUAUAUGGUGUCGGUUUCGUCAAGUCGUCUUUAUUGCGACGGCAACAGCAGAGCUCAGAAGAACGGUUAUAACCAUAUGCAAAUUUCUACCUUCCGGGCAUCACUGGGCAAAAAAAUUUUGGGAAUGUGUUUUAGUGACACAUACCAACAUUUUAGGCCAAAAAACUCAAAAAAAAUUUUUUUGAAUGUCCGGCCCCUCGUAUUGGCUGACGCAGCGAGCCAAAAAUCGUCUUUUAAGAAAAAAAGUAAAAGUCAUACAAAAUGAACAUGAUUUUUGAAAUCUACGCCAUCGAUUACCCAACUUUUGACAUCUACGGGCAAACUUCGAAAGAGGCCUCCGAAUCGGGGGUCUCUUUUCGACUCGGGGUCUCCUUUAUGCGCGGAGUAUAAAUCAUUUUAAUUUUCUUGAUUUUUUUAGCGGACUAAAAUAUUGGAACAGCUAAAGUCAGGAGAGGUUUUUGUGUUAAUAUGCACCGAGAUGAUGGGCAGAGGUAUUGACAUCCCUGAGAUCUCUCUUGUCAUCAACUUUGACCUGCCCACCUCAGUUGCCAGCUAUAUUCACAGAAUCGGCCGAACCGGCCGUGCCGGAAGAAAUGGCAAGGCGAUCACUUUCUUUUCUUAUGGCGACAUAAAAGUGUUGCCUCCCAUCGCUUCGAUUGUAAAACAAGCUGGCUACGACGUCCCCGAGUAUAUUUUUGAGAUGAAAGUGAAUAGGUAGGUUGGAGAUGUUUAUUUUGGACUGAAAUUAGGGAUCUGAGAAAAUCACUGAAAUCGAAAGCCCCUAACAGAGAGGUCUUGGGAUCGGUAAAGAAAUGGAAGAAAGUGAAGAAAGAUGCAAUCAAGAAGAAGAUCAUGACUGGCAAACCCAAAUUUAUCAUGAAAAAAGGUCAAAAGACGAAAGCGAAAUCGGGAGAUCAAAAGCCUAAGGCCAAGAAUCAGAAGAAAGAUUAA